Molecule: messenger RNA, 939 nt
Organism: Pieris macdunnoughi
Lineage: Eukaryota; Metazoa; Arthropoda; Insecta; Lepidoptera; Pieridae
Source: the annotation of a GenBank genome assembly
AUGCGCGCAUUUGUGAUCCUUGCCUGUGUGGCACUUGCCUACGGGCGGCCUGAAGCCCCACUCGGGUACAACUACCCAGCCCCCUCAAGGCACUCAGCUCCAUCAGGCAGCUAUGGAGCCCCAUCUCUUGGAGCGAUAAGAGUACCUUCUGGAGGCCACUCUGGCCUUUCAUUCGGUGGUGUCUCUGGAGGCCAAUCUGGCCUUUCGUUCGGAGGUGUCUCUGGAGCCCAUUCAGGUGGAUUCUCAAGUGGACUCUCAGCAGGAGGCUUCAGCAGUGGGAGCGUUUCAGGAGGAUUUGCAUCUGAUGCCGGUUUUGGUGGUGGCUACGCUGGAGGAUACUCUGGUGCACCUUUAGUACAGAAGCAUAUCUACGUUCACGUUCCACCUCCAGAACCCCAGGAACAGAGACUGCCCCGCAUCACCCCAGUUGCUCCCCCACAAAAGCACUACAAGAUCAUCUUCAUCAAGGCCCCAACCCCUCCUGCUCCCGUUGCCCCCAUCAUUCCCGUUCAGUCUCAGAACGAAGAGAAGACCCUCGUAUACGUUCUGGUUAAAAAACCCGAAGAACAGCAAGAUAUCGUCAUCCCCACCCCAGCUCCCACUCAACCCUCCAAACCAGAAGUUUACUUCAUCAAAUACCAGACUCAGAAGGAAUCCGACGCUGCUAUUGGUGGUGCUAUCGGUGGUGGUUCCAUCGGAGGCGGUCUUAUUGGAGGUGGUUCUAUUGGGGGUGGUGCUAUCAGUGGUGGCUCUAUCAGUGGUGGUGACUACAAUUCUAUCAGCGGAGGCGCUGUUCUCGAAGGUGGUGCAUCCGGUCAUGGAAGCGAAAUCUCUGGAGACUUCGGUGCAAGUGGUUCUGACGAGAGUGCAUCAGCUGGUCACGGUGUCACCAGCUCCCAGUAUGGACCCCCAGGCCAUGUGGCUGGCCCACUACAUUAA